AUGGGGGCCUUACAACCUGGUCUGCCUUCGCCCGCCGGGAUUCCCCGGGCACUUAUAAAGCUUGUCAUUGAUCUCAAAGAUUGCUUUUACACGAUCCCGUUGUCCCCUGUCGAUUGCCCUCGCUUUGCUUUUAGUGUUCCGACCAUUAACCUUCAAGAGCCCAUGAAACGUUAUCAGUGGAAAGUUCUCCCACAGGGCAUGGCUAAUAGCCCGACCUUAUGCCAAAAAUUUGUCCAACAGGCGAUUCAAAUCACUCGAGAACGAUUUCCUGAUACUCUGAUUAUUCACUAUAUGGACGAUAUCCUCCUUGCACAUGCUGAAGAACGGCGUUUACUUGAUACCUUUUCUCACAUGCAACAGGCUCUUCAUUCUUCAGAGCUCCAGAUUGCAAGCGAUAAAGUCCAGACUGCCUAUCCCUACUCCUACUUGGGAUUCCAGUUAAAACCCUCCCUUUUUACCCCUCAAAAAAUAACCAUCAAUACGUCCUCUCUCCAAACGUUACAUGAUUUUCAGACGUUCCUAGCUACGGCCGCCACCGCCGCCAUAGCACUAACAGAAGAGGUUCAGACCGCGGACUUCGUUAACGAGCUAGCUCGCAAUGUGUCUGUUGCAUUUCAGACCCAAGAGGAAUGGGAUCGAAAAAUAGAGCAGAAGUUGAAUGCUCUGUACGAUACCCAAAGUGAAUUGAAUUCGUUCUUGUGGACCAUAAAGAGAGACCCACCAUCUUACUUCUUUGGCACAAUCCAUGUCCGGUACACACGGGUUUGGGACUUCAUCCCGGACAACUCCAAGGAGGCUUUUCAGCAGAGCAUUAUCGUGUACUUCGAGCUGGACCUCAUGGACCCCUACACUAUCUCAGCCCUCACUAGCUGUCAAAUGCUGCCACAGGGCAAGAACCUCCAGGAUGUGCUCCCCAAGGACAUCUACUGCCCCCUCAAGCACCACCUAGAGUACAUGAAGCUCAUGAUGCCCUCGUGGAUGACCCCCGACCAGCGUGGUAAAGGUCUCUAUGCAGACUACCUCUUCAAUGCCAUUGUGGGGAACUGAGAGCGCAAGAGGCCCAUCUGGGUCAUGCUCAUGGUCAACUCCCUGACCAAAGUGGACAUUAAGUCCCAUGGGGUGCCUGUGUUAGACCUGUACCUUGCCCAGGAGGCCGAGCAGCUCAGGAAACAAACCGGGGUGGUGGAAAAGGUAGAAGAGCAGUGCCAUCCAUUGAAUGGACUAAACUUUUCACAGGUCAUCUUUGCUUUGAACCAGACCCUCCUGCAGCAGGAGAGCCUGCGAGCAGGCAGCCUUCAGGUCCCCUACAUGACUGAGGACCUCAUCAAACAGUAUAACUGCGGGGACCUCAGCUCUGUCAUCUUCAGUCACGACAGCUCCCAGGUUCCCAAUUUCACUAAUGCCAUGCUGCCGCCUCAGGAACGCAUCACAGCUCAGGAGAUUGACAGCUACUUCCACCAGGAGCUUAUCUACAAGUGGAACGAGAGGAUGGGGAAGCCGGUGAAGGCACUUUUGGAGGAGUUCCCCGACAAAUGUUUUUUCUUUGCCUUUGGAGCUGGUCAUUUCAUGGGCAACAACACAGUGCUCGAGGUCUUGCGGCGCGAAGGCUAUGAGGUAGAACACGUCCCUGCUGGACGACCCAUCAACAAAGAGAGGAGUAAAAGCCCCUCAUUGUCGCCCAUCUCCCCUGCCAUCUUUGCUCCGGAAGUACCCACCCUGGAACAUCGGGUACCGGUACCGGAAACUGUGUCUGUGAUGCAAUCACUGUUGCCGCCCCACGUGUCCCUGCCCGGAAGUACCAACCUGCCAGGUGAGGCAAAGAGGAAGUUCCAGAAGAAGUGGAGGCAGCCCCAGCGGAGGCAGCAGCUCUGGCAGUUCUGUGACCUGUGGGUCCGACUAGAGGAGAGUGCUGUGGUGCCACAACUCCGGGUCCCUGAUCUGGACAGGCACAUCUCUGCUGAGCUGCGGUCCCCUCGGCCUGGACUAUCCCACCGCCGCUGCCAGAUGGUGGCCAGCAGUGCCUCCUGGUCUCUCUGGACUCCUGUGUUUUGGGUGUUGGUUCUGGCUUUCCAAACAGAGACACCCCUCCUGCAAUGA
This is a messenger RNA of Phyllostomus hastatus (greater spear-nosed bat), 2097 nucleotides long. RefSeq names its product TraB domain containing 2A (gene TRABD2A). Lineage: Eukaryota; Metazoa; Chordata; Mammalia; Chiroptera; Phyllostomidae. Gene Ontology annotation, molecular function: structural molecule activity; metalloendopeptidase activity. Gene Ontology annotation, cellular component: membrane. Gene Ontology annotation, biological process: negative regulation of Wnt signaling pathway. The record is from RefSeq and is a predicted model, not a curated record.